Molecule: messenger RNA, 3360 nt
Organism: Morus notabilis
Lineage: Eukaryota; Viridiplantae; Streptophyta; Magnoliopsida; Rosales; Moraceae
Exons: 19
Coding region: 466-2934 (822 amino acids)
Source: RefSeq, a predicted model, not a curated record
UCCAUUUCCAUUUUCGUUGCCUCUCCUGUUCAAAAGCAUGCUUUUUUGCUAACCGCAUCUCUCCUUCUGUUCUUCAUUAAUUCAUUCAUUCAUUCAUUUCCCUAAAACUCCAUUCUAUAUUUAGCAACUCUCUCUUCUCUCUCUCUCUCUAGAAAACACAAGCUUUCGAACCAAAACGAGGUUUCGGUUCUACGCUCGAGAAAGUGAAAAAUUCUUCCAAAAUAGUGAAGAUUACGUGAAAAAAAGAUCAUUUUCAUGGUUAAUUGAGCAUAUUGGGUGUAAUUGUGAUCUUGGUAUCUGUAAAAUCAAGGAUCAAGUCAAUUUAAGGGGAAAAUAGCGACUGCAUUUUGAAGUUGUUACGAUUUUGUUUGUAUUUUAGGUUCAAUUAGGUUGAAAUUUUAUGCAAUGAAGUGGAAGUUAGAGGUUAAUUUUGGUGAAAUGAUUUUAUUAGAAAUAUGAGCUGAAAUGCUUAAAAUGAUGGAUGGUAAAGAAGAUGGGGAAGUUCAUGAAGAUCGGCCUUCUUCGCCUAUUUGGGUACUGCAACAUUUGUCGGAGGAGGCGUUUAAAGUUGCUGGGGAAGCUCUUCAUAGUGUGUAUUCGGGGAAUUCGAACGUGCCGCCCUCGGGACCGGGGCACAGACGAGCACAAAGUGAAGUACUGGGGACGGAUCACAGGCGUAGUAAUAGCUUUCACAGGUUGAAGAGUCAUGUGCAGAAGGCUUGGAAAUGGAGAAGCAAUUUGCGGGAAGAAGGUCGCCGGUCGAGUUUCAAUCCUGAGGUCUUGGCCAACCAGAAACGCCAGUGGUAUCAGCUUCACUCCAAAGUCCUGGAUCAUACAAAUUACAAGGAACCAACCUCACUAUUUGAACACUUCAUAGUUGUGGGGCUUCAUCCAGACACUAAUCUUGAGACGGUGGAGGACGCAUUUGCUAAAAGGAAGAAGUGGGAGAUGGAGAUGGCAAAAUCUGAAAUAAUGGACUUUAAUACGCAGCAUCAGCGGAGGCCUUCACUUCCUACACUGGAACCUCAGAUACUUUUCAAAUAUCCUCCUGGGAAGAGGCUAGCAAUGCGUUUGAAGGAUUUAGCUGCUUUCUGUUUCCCUGGAGGAGUUAAGGCACAGUUGUUGGAGAGAACCCCAUCACUAAGUGAUCUAAAUGAGAUUAUUUAUGGACAGGAGCAUUUGGGCAGGGAUGAUCUAUCAUUCAUUUUUUCCCUCAAGGUGGCAGACAAUGCAACACUUUACGGUGUUUGCUUACAUGUCAUGGAAAUAGUACAGAGGCCCCCGGGUAUCUUGGGCGUCUCAUCUCCCCUUUCUCAUUCCUCAGCAGGAUGCAACCGUUUUUUGGUGUCUGCACCUCGCUGUUACUGUGUGCUAACAAGAGUUCCUUUCUUUGAAUUACAUUAUGAGAUGUUGAACAGCAUCAUCUCACAGCAGCGUCUGGAUCGAAUAACAGAAUUUGUUAGUGAAAUGUCUCUUUAUGAUUAUGUGCCUUCAACUCCCAGAGCAAAUGAUCAAAUGGAUGAGAAUGUUGAACCACCUGAGGCAAAGUCUUUUGGCGAUUGGAUGAGUUCUGCAAUACCUGUAGAUAGCGCAGUGGCUAUUACUGCUGCUGCAGCUGGAAUUAUUCCUGGUAAUGGGGUUCCAAUAUCCUCAUUAAGGAUAUGGGAGCCUCCCUCCCCUGAAAGUGUUACCGCUAGUGAAUCUUCGGAAUUUAGUCAAGCAAGGGAUUUAGAUAAAGAUGGUAGAAAGAAUUUACAAUAUUUUGAUGAUUCUUCUGAGGCCUCAGAAACUCGUUCAGAUACUCUGGAAAGAAUGUGUGGAAGCUAUGAAAAUGGCUAUUCUUCUCCAGAGGUUAGGGCGUCUUUCUCCUCUAGAUUUUGUUCAUUGGAGCGCCUUGGGAGUUCAGAAUCCUUAUUCAGUCCAGUUAGAAGCAUGACAUUGGAGGAUGAUGAUGAUGAAUUCUCAUACUUCGAGAAAGAUCUUGGUGACGACUUAAUAAUGGAAUGGGCCAAGGAAAACAAAAACGACUUGCUACAGAUUAUUUGUGGAUAUCAUGCUCUGCCUCUUCCUGCAAGGGGAAGUGAAUUGGUCUUUCAACCUCUUGAACAUUUACAGUCGAUUGAAUACAGGAGACUUCCGGCUUCUACCCUUGGUUUUUAUGAAAAAUAUUCGAAUUCAUCUGAAUCCGCCGAAGUCAAAUUCAAGUUGGCUGCUGCUGAAGAAGCACUUGCACUAUCGUUAUGGACAACCGCAACAAUUUGCCGUGUUCUGUCCCUUGAAAGUGUCUUGGCAUUGUUAGCUGGUGUGUUAUUGGAAAAACAAGUUGUUGUUGUGUGUCCAAACUUGGGUGUGCUAUCAGCUACAGUGCUAUCUCUCAUUCCCAUGAUUCUUCCGUUUCAAUGGCAAAGUUUAAUGCUUCCUGUUCUACCAGGACGGAUGCUUGAAUUUCUUGAUGCACCAGUUCCCUUUAUUGUUGGAUUGCUAAAUAAACCGAUUGAUAUGAAAAUAAAAGCAUCUAAUCUUGUUCAAGUUAAUGUGUUCAAGGACCAGGUGAAAAUGUGCAGCUUGCCAAUGCUUCCGAGAUAUAAAGAGCUUGCAUCCGCACUAACUCCUAUCCAUGCUAGAUUGGCACAUGAAAAUUCUAUGGCUCAGAGGCAUCCUGUACAUAGGUGCAGCGAAACUCAGGCCGAAGCUGCAGGCCAGUUUUUAAAAGUUAUGAGGGGCUACUUGGAGUCACUUUGUGCAGAUCUGAGGUUGCAUACAAUUACAAGCGUACAAUCAAACAAUGAUAGGGUUUCUUUACUUCUCAAGGAUAGCUUUAUAGAUUCCUUUCCUAGUAGAGACCAGCCAUAUAUCAAGUUGUUUGUAGACACUCAAAUGUUCAGCGUUCUAUCAGACUCGCGCUUGUCAAGAUUUGAGAGUGGAUAUUCAUAACUUAAUCUGGUUAUAAAAUAUAUAAAGGCGUCAUUGAAGAUUGGAAGUUGCAGAUGAGUUUCCCAAUUUGGCUCAAAUUGCCAACAGUUCUUUCAAGUGUGAAGGGUAAUUGGCUUAUAAUCCGUGUUCGGAUAAUGGUUCGUGACUCGCUAUAGUGUUUUUUCUCACAAAAAAUAGACGUAAAUCGAGAAUGAUUCUGAAUCAUGGUUUUGAAUCCACGAACUAAACGUUCAUGUAUCAUAAUGUUGUUGGUUAUAAAUUUAUAGUUUACAAAAUCCCCCACACCCUUUUCAAUCCAGGAGCCAGUAAAGAAAUUAUCAUAACCCAGUCUUUUAUGGGGAUAUGAUAUUUUGGCUAUAUUAUAGUUUCAUUUAAAUUUGAAAUUUUUGUAAAUGUCAGUUAAGUUAAUAAAACAUUCUUGAAGGG